Molecule: messenger RNA, 7070 nt
Organism: Pungitius pungitius (ninespine stickleback)
Lineage: Eukaryota; Metazoa; Chordata; Actinopteri; Perciformes; Gasterosteidae
Product: mucin-2
Exons: 4
Coding region: 3113-6322 (1069 amino acids)
Source: RefSeq, a predicted model, not a curated record
GUGCACGUGGUGAUUACUAUAACAAAAGAAAAAAAAAACAAAAAAACCACAACACUGGAGCCUUCCCAAGCUCUGUGUGUGGAUGAGGAUUGUUUAUUGCUGCAGCUGGCGGCCCGGUGAAUAACGGCUCCUCGUGACGGGUCGACUGUAACUGGCCGCGGCCCGAAUGGCAGCGCACUCGUCAACAAACGUCCCCCCCCGCUGCUACAGUUCCACGUCUGACGAGAAACAACAAUGACUGCUGUUCACGGUGUCGCCCCGGGUUUAUAAUGAAUUAAAAACCGUGAUUUAAUUUGUGUUUGUUUGUGUAAUUUAAUUUGCUGUUCGGCGUGAUCAAACUUAAGAUUGCAUCAGUCAGAGGCAGCUGCAUCAGUUACACCGUUUUGGCUUUGGGUGUCAGCAAUGGAGGAAUUUAUUUUCUCGAGCAGAUCCCGGCCCAGUGAAGAUCACACUGUUGGCGUCUUUCUUUACUUUUUAGAUGCAUUUUGCUGUGGUCGUUUCCUACUCUCCGUUUGCACCCAAAUCCCCCGUCCCCACAGAGGCCCUUAUGGCACAUCUGCAUUUUCUUAUGUUCGUGGCGGUUUUGUCGUGUCAAAUAAAACCAAAGACAUUGCCCCCGUCUGAGACGUUGCUGUGUAGCGUGCAGCACAACAUGUUUGUGCACAGGCACCUCUCAUGCCUUGCUCCUGGGUUUGGAUCUCUUCAAACAGGGAUGCAAACCGACACACCGGCUCCUGUGUCCAUGUGUGCUGUGAGCCGACUGUGUGGUAAAUUAGUAAGUAACUCGUCCCUUUUGGCUCUCGGGGGCCAAUAACUGAUCCUAUAGCUUUUUUUUUUUUAGUUCCUCUCCGGUUCCCCCUUAAAUGCCCUGACACGCUGAUGCUCCUGAUUUACCACUUCACUGAACCCUAACCAUGACAUUUCCUCUGCUGCCAGGGGUUGUUCCCUCCUGCUUCCCCCUACCUCCGCCCGUCUGUGUCCCUCCGCCUCUUCUCCCUCCUACUUAUUCAGAUUGCUGCUCCUCUCAGUUUGCUAUAUGUCUCAUAGCCUCUCUAAAUAUAACCAAGCGCGUCUACCUCCUCUCCUUCCUCUUCCUCUCUGUGCCUCCUCUUUACUCAGACCUGUGUGAGAACAUUUGAGCGUGCCGACAAUCCGAUCCGACGUGCCUUUACAUAACAAUCCAAUCCACGGCACCUUCUACCUCGUCGGCACCCACAGGUGUGUUUUUCUCAACGUCCAUGAGAGGAAUCACAUUAUUACCAGAUCUGCGACUUGAUUUCUGGUGUUUUGGAUGCAUUAAAAAAAAUUACCACACUACGCGCGGCUUAGCGUAGGGAGGUCAGAUGUGACCUCAGCAUUAUCAUCACAUUCAGACACACACACAGACGCGACCCCAUAUAGUCACAGUGAAACCUUUUUUCCCGAGAGGCAGGCAGCGCUACGACUGUGGUAAAUCCUAAAUAAUAACCGAAAAGAGUUAUGACCCUCGCUGGCAUUAUGCCGUCGCACACCUUCCUCCGCCCUGCCUGGUGAUUUAUCUCUCCCCCGCCCGCCAAUACAGCUCAACAUGAAAAUGUCACAUGUGGUAAAGAGCCGGCCUCAGCCACGGGAGUGAGCUCGUGCGGCAUUAAAGAGGGGGCCGGAUUCAUUAAAGUGUCGGCGUAAAUUUUGAUCCGAAGGUAGUUUGCAGCCCCGAGAGGCAGGAACAGUGGCGAGGGGGGAGGGGGGGUGUAGAGGGAAAAGGAUGGGCCAGAAGGAGGAGCGAUGGCGGGAUCAGGAUGACAGCCCAUAGAAUAAAAGGUAAUGGUUCCCGCGACUGGUGGGGGAAGCUCAAAAGGAAAAUCUGUCAGGGAGAAUGUUUAAAGUAGAGUGCCUUUUACAGAGAAAUGGGAAGCAAGACGGACGGCCCUGGAAUGUAACGGGAUACGUUGGGUGAGUGAGCGGCGCGGCCGUCUUCCAAUCGGAGGGUUGGGCGGUUUGAACCCAGGCCCCAACCUGCAUGUCACUGUGUCCUUGGGCAAGACACUUAACCCCAGCGUUGCUCCUGUAGCUGUGUGAAUGUUAGUCACUGAUGGGCAGGUGCCACUGUGUGUGGUAGAUCCUGUCGUCAGUGUAAUGGGUGUGAAUGAGUGAAUGAUGUCAUGUAGUGUGAGAGCGCUUUGAGUGGUCAGAAGACUAGAAAAGCGCCGUAUGUGAUGACAAAAGUCUUCAAGGUCAAAAAAGACAGUGAAGAUCGAUUACAUGCAAUGGAUAUAAGCUUUUGUUUUUUCUCAGGAUUCAGUCCCCCUCAGCUUAGUAUCUAUUUCUGGGUGAAACAAACGCAGCUCAUCUGUCUACACUGCUGUGAUACAAAAUGGAAUGGAAAUCCUGAGGAAUUCAUCGCCAUCUUCAGCCACGAGAGAAUGAGUCACUGAGAGAAGAGCUGCAAAGAGAAAAGAGUCAUAAAAUCAAAAGGAAAGAAAGGAGAGCAAAAUUGUUCUUUUUUUUAAAACAGAGAGGCCAUUAUGUGGAAGUACGCAGGCCCGUCCCAUACUUUGGUCAUCCAACCUCCCGAGGGCCCAGAGGACAAAGGAAGUAGAGAAGGAGUGUCUGCCAAGAGGACAAGCCAAUAUGAUGGACACAGAAAGGAUGGACAGGCUGCCUCCUCCCCCUCCUUGCUUGUUUUCCGGUAACCUCCCCAGGCCCCAGCCAAGUCUGUCUCACUGGAAAGUUAAAGAGAAAGUAUUUGUAUGCUGCAGAUAUUUAUUUUUUUAUAAACGGGUAAGAUAGACGCUAACCCAAGGACAUCAGAAUUCAUCGCGGUGAUCUUUACUUAAUUUUUACACCUGUUCGUAAUAUUACUACACCUUGAACUGUGAAUAAUAACAAUCUUCGUUGCAAACGAAGUCCUUCGAGAUUUACAGCUGCACACAAACCUAAAAAAAAAAGAAGAAUCUCAUAUGUUCUGUUCUGUGAUGCAACUAGAACUAUACAAAUCUCUCACUGUUGUAAUGAUAUGAAGCAAUGGGGAGAUCUCGUUCCUUGUUGAAGUACUGACACAACUAGGCCUUCACAUCAAACUGCCCAUCGGGAGCCUGUGGAUGUUGUUGGGGGAGCGAGAGAGACCGGAGAAAUGGUGAGCAAAGAGCCCAACCACCUGCUCGCGGGCCAGACCAACGGCAAGAGCGCCUUGGCGGACAAGCUGCCCGGGACGAUGACCGUGCGCUCCGUGCUGCUCAAUCGAGACUCCCCGGACAUCGAGAGCCGCCUCAAGCGCCGCCGCAGCCGCACCCACCAGGUCCGCUUCAAGGACCUGGAGGACGGCAGCAGCAGCAGCGGCAACAGCGGGACGGGAGAAAAGAACAGCCACCAGAGGUCGGGCGCCGAUUGCGACAGCCCGCAUCCCCUCCGCAAACACGGCGGCAGGUCCCCCAAGCCGUGGGCCGACAGGGAUGGCCCGCGGACUCAGAGCCUGCCUGGCUUGACCUCCGUGGUGGGGGCCGUGCGCGGGGACAUGGCGAGUACCAUCGAGGUGGUCGCCGCGUUCUUAGCCAGGGCCCCUCCCCAUCCGUUGACCCCGGGUCCCGCGCGCCGGUGCUGGGCACCGCCGCAGGCCAACUCCCUGACCUUGCCGAUGACGCGCAGGCCCAGCACGAGCACCAGCACGGCCAUCCAGACCUCCCCGUGCCUGAAAAAGCCCCAGCCCCUCUCUUCUGCCCACACACGUAGCCACAGCCUGGGGGACUCGGUGGGCAUGGACGGGGACGACGAACACGACUCUCAAGACGAGUACCUUUCGCACAACCAUCUGUUGGCGUCCGGGUCCAAGGACCUGGGCGGCCCCCCGGGGCCUGCGGAUCGGGUUGUGGUGGAGCGCAGGUCCAAAACCUUCAGGACGGAUGUCAAAUCAGCCGUUAGCGUGGCGAAAAGCUCUCGGCACAGUUGCCCGCCUUCAGUGCUUCGCGGCACCGAGCCGUCUCCCUGUUCCUCCGUUCCAUCCUGUCGAGAUGGCCCCAAGCGCCAGGGGAGCAGCACCCCCUCAGUGGUCAGGAGGCGAAAGCGACUCAAUAGGACGGCGAGUGAUCCUGGGAAGGAAGUGCACUACUGCACCACCCCAACCCAAACCGAAAGGCACAGUCCGUCCCCGCCACCCUCGGGCGCCAAACUCUGUGCCACUCAAUUUCAAACGGAGAGCCCCUCCCCUUCUCGAAGCUCAAAGUAUUGCACCGCCCAAAGUCAAACUGAUAGUCAACAUAAAUCUCCACCUUUGAGUGAAAAACAAUGCACAACUCAAAUUCCAAUCACCAACUCGUGUCCGACGCCACCUCCAAAUGCUGCAAAGUGCACCAAUCCCAUGCAAACAGACUCGCCACGUGAAGCUCCACCAAAUCAUGAACCCUGCACCACCCAGACACGAAUGUGUAGCCCGUGUGCUUCCCCGCCUCCGACUACAUCACUGAGCUCAAUGCAAAUUCAAUCCGAGAGUCCUGUAUCCCCGACUGCGACUACAGAUCCUCCCGCCCCCCACAUAACUACUGUGCCUUACUGUACCUCUCCCCCACCUGCAUGUGCACCAACGCAGACCCCCGAACCCCCGGCUACGCCACGUUGCUCCUCUCCCGCCAAGCCGGCUUGCAUCGCCCCGCCUCCACCCGUACCACCGUCCACUGCGGCGGCUCCCGUCGUUCAGAUCCCGUAUUACACUGUUGUUUCACCACCGACCACCCCCAGCACAGUUGUUGUCUGCUCCAGUCCCUCCUCAACUGCACCACCAUGCCCCGGUCAAAACCGCUCCUCCCCUGCUUCAAGCACAGUGUCCUCGGCUCCCCUCAGCUGCUCCACCCCGACCCCAACUGAAACCCCCAAUAUAACUCCCGUUGACCCCAUCAGACAUCCAACCGCUCCCCCGAGCGUCACCCAUGAACAACCGCGCGGUGCAUCAAACGCCAAACCGUGCACAUUUGUAACUCAAACUGCCCUGUCAUGCACCUCCAUAUCGUAUUACUCUACCACACAUUCGGUUAAUCCCCGUGCCCCUCACUCCAAUUCUACUCCACCUUCUUAUGCCACUCUCAUACAAACUGUGUCUCAUUGCAACAUUCCAUGUCAAGCUCUGCAAAAUACCGCCUCUGCCAACACAGGCAUAGCCCCCUACUCCUCCCCGGUCCCCAAAAUAAAAUCUUGCACUUCUCCGCCUGCACUUGUGAAAACAUACGCGUCCACUCUCCCGAAUGCACAAGCGUGCGCAACACCAACGAAGGCCGUUCCUCUUUACUCCUCCACAUUUCGCGCUGCCCCGCCUUACACGCCGCCCUCUCAGGCGCCCCAUAACGCUCAGGACAAGAGGGGGAUUCGACUUCCGCCUCCGCCCCCGCUGCCCCCACCUUACACGCCGCGCAAAAAGGAAAGCGAUGCGCCGGGCCACGCGAUCCGAACACCCAUUCUCAGGGCAGACGGCAAGGCCGGCAAGAGAGACAAAGGCGGGGAGAGGGAGAAAAAGGAAGACGUGAAAUGCACAGACUCUCCCGGGCUCUGUGAGAGAGCCAGCUCUCUGAAGCACAGAGCUCAAACUCCGCCAGUUGCUGUGAUGAAGGGAGAGAAGCGGCCCUCCUCCUCCUCCUCCUCCUCUCCUGCCAAGGCCUGUUUUAAGUCCAGCUGUCUCAGCUCGGCCCAGGCUCAGCUCGGGGCUCUGCACAAAAUGCUCUGCUCGGGACCCAACGCCAGGGCCGGCGCCCCCGACGGCCAACACCCUGCGAACCAGCAGGGCUGCUCGGGAGCCAGGGGCUGCUCCGCUUCUGGGGAGCGGCCUGCCGCCGGGCCCCUGACCGCCACCCAGGCGGACACGCUGAGGCAGGUCCAGGAAAUUCUGGGAGGGCUGGUGUCGGGCGCCAGGUGCAAACUGGAUCCAGCCAAGGUGACGGAAAAGCUCCUGGGCCCCAACGGACCCCUGCACGACAUUCGGAACUUGCAGACUCAGCUGCAGAGCCUGGAGGGGGUCCUGGAGACCAGCCAGAACACCAUUAAGGUCCUCCUGGACGUCAUUCAAGACCUUGAGAAGAAGGAGGCAGAAAGAGACGGAAGACAUUCAUACAGAACCGGACAGGACAUUGAGAACUGCGGGACCUGCAGGGACUGCGCCUGCAUCAUCUAUAGUGUGGAGCACGACUUCCGUCUGCAGGAGGGGCAGGUGGUGCGCACGUGGAAGGUGGGCGACCCCCCCGAGGGCUCGCCGCAGACGCCGACCCCCCAGCCCUCCACGCCCCACCAACAAGACUCCCCUCAGCCGGUGCGGCCCCCUGCCGCCGCCAGGAAGAACAGGAAGAAGUGCUUCUGGUUCCUCUGAGAGAGUUGCGGGGCGGACCGGAGGGAAAGACGUUUUCCCAGAUGUCCACAAUGCACUGCAGGCGACGAGCUACGACGACCACGGGUUGAGCCGGAGGAUUGAAAUGCGUCAAAAUGCAAGCGUGGAACCGUGGGAGGAGAGCUGGGUGCAAAGGUCGUGGCCGUGUAGCUGUCGGAGUCGAUGAGGAGGGUUUCGACCGGGGCGCAAAUGUUGUUUGUGCCCUUGAAAUGCCUCUUCAGCACUUGCAAGGUUGGUACUGGCGCAGGGAGUAAAAAUAAAAGCAAAAGUUCAGUCCACAAUAUGAGUCACAGAAGCAUUUAGGAGACCUGAAGAGCAUCUAUAGUGUGUGGAACGGGAUGAGGGUCACCGUACAAGAGGCAAUACAGCAGAAAGGAUAUUUAUAACAGAUCAAAUGAAUAAAGUUUAUAGGCAAAGAGAGAAAAAUACAGAGGAUUCAUCUUCAUCAAUGGACUAAUGAGGGUCAGAACACCAGCUUUUAUAUCCAAAUACAUUUAAAAAGUAAAAUUAUUAUGAUCUGUAUUUAAAACUUUUAAUAUACUGUAAUUGACAACAAACUACACCAUCUACAUGUACAUACAGCACACCCACAAUUGCAUAGAUAAACAGAUAAAGUGACAUAUGUACAUAAAAGGCGUGUGUAACCUGAGGCAUUGAGUGAGUUGAGCUACUCUGCUUGGAUGCUAUAUUUCAGAUAUGGAUUACAGCUCUAUAAAAGUAUUUUACCACA